This is a messenger RNA of Teleopsis dalmanni, 728 nucleotides long. Its product is annotated as mitochondrial pyruvate carrier 2-like. The transcript is spliced from 4 exons. The record is from RefSeq and is a predicted model, not a curated record. Bases 197 to 565 code for a protein of 122 amino acids. Gene Ontology annotation, cellular component: mitochondrial inner membrane. Gene Ontology annotation, biological process: pyruvate import into mitochondria. Gene Ontology annotation, molecular function: pyruvate transmembrane transporter activity. Lineage: Eukaryota; Metazoa; Arthropoda; Insecta; Diptera; Diopsidae.
UAUCUAAAUUUAAUUUAGUAUUAUCCCCAUUAGUAACAAAUAUAUAUGCUGUGCCAAGCUUUGGCGUAGUGAGUUAUUUAAAAAUGCAAACUUUUGUAUAAUUUAUAAAAUAGUUUAUAUGAGACGGGUCCCCAUUCAGCAUAUAUACAUUGAUAUAUAUACUUUGAUUUUUCAAAAAAUUUUGUGUUAAGCUAAAAUGGGUUUGCCAAGUAAGAUUUAUAAUGGAAUCAUUAGUGUCGUAGAUCCAUUGGUACCGAAAACAGGACGUGCAUUUUGGGAACAUCCAGCAGGACCAAAGACGGUAUUUUUCUGGGCUCCUCUAUUUAAAUGGGGACUUGUUAUUGCUGGCAUUAAGGAUUUAAAACGACCUGUUGAAAAAUUAUCGAUUAAUCAAUCUGUUGUUUUGGCUAUGACUGGUUUUAUAUGGUCACGUUACUCGGUUGUAAUAAUACCGAAAAAUUAUUCAUUACUAUCCGUCAAUCUUUUUGUAGGACUAUCACAACUUUAUCAAGCAACAAGAGCAAUAAACUACCGGAUGUCUCAAAAGGAUGCUUCAUCGGAAUAAAAUAUUAAGGUUAUUAAUGGGAAACCAAAAUUUAAAUUUUAUUUUUCUCUCGCUAUAAAAUUGGUAAAAGAUUUAAAAAUAGAAAUUAAUGCAUAUAUCUUAUAUAUAUUUUAUAAUAAAUAUACGCUUCGGUUUAUUGGAAGUCGUAAUUUAUUACCUUAAA